This is a messenger RNA of Cutaneotrichosporon cavernicola, 2043 nucleotides long. RefSeq lists its product as uncharacterized. Lineage: Eukaryota; Fungi; Basidiomycota; Tremellomycetes; Trichosporonales; Trichosporonaceae. The record is from RefSeq and is a predicted model, not a curated record. Bases 1 to 2043 code for a protein of 680 amino acids. The transcript is spliced from 3 exons.
AUGAAGUCUCGCACAACGAGGGCAAUCCUCGUAGCGAGACCGUCUCUCAGACCGGCAGCUCGGGCUUUCCACUUCUCCACAAAGGCCGCUCCCUCCACUGCCCUCAGCCGGCAAUGGGUCGCUCCGUCCAGCCCCGCUGUCCUCGCCCUGCGCCGGUACGCGACAGCCGCCACGGUCUCGGGUCAUGUCGGCGGUCAAGAACCGCCCCUCGCGCCGUUCUUGCCGACGCCUGUGCCAGGAUCCGAGAACUUGCGCGCCGUCCUCAAGGAUGUGGAGAAGAUGCUUGUGACGGACGUUGGCGGGUCGUCGGCAUGGUAUGACCGGGUCAAGGCAGCGAAUGCGGACCUCGGCGCAACUCGCCGGGCACGGCUGGCUGUGUACGGCGACCCGGUCGCUGCGCCGCACGACGUUGUUUCGGCCUUUCUGCAGGACCCACUCUCGGACUCUGAUGUGAUGCGCAAGGCGAUCCUCGACCGCUACUUUGGUACGAGCAAGGACACUCUCUUUAUUUCCCUUGCCAAUGAGCCAUCUCGUACCGAUGGCAGGUUGGGUGCCCUAUCAUCCUGGCUGCAGGCGUCGGGCUGCGACGUUGCUGAGAUCGCGCAGGGGACCCAGGCCGAGUCCCAGAUGCUCGCAUGCGAUGCAACUGCAUUCGUGCUCGACCCCGUGCGCCUCGCCACCGCUCCGUUCCUUGACAAGCUGCUUCCGGUCGCCUUGGGCAAGGGCCGCGUGCAGUUCAUUGUGAACGGCCCUCUGCCAGCACACAUGACCGAGGAGACGAUGCUGGCAGCGCUUGACAAACAGAUUGCCGCCAUCGCAGUGCCGACGGGAUGCAAGGGCUACGAUGUCGCGUUCGUGCAGGCUGACAAGGCUCUGCGAGCACUGGAUGCACUGGCGGGCGCUUUGGGCAGCUCAGAGGGCGAGAGCAAGGGCCUCGCCUUCGACACGUUCCAACACGACUUCAUCGCGUCCAAUAUCGGUCCGCUGCAGGCCCAGCUGAAGCACAUCGUGCCGCCUGAUGCACAGAUGGCGACAGCUGCGAGCACAGCGCGCCUCGCACUCGCGUACACGAACAGCGUGGUCACAAGUGACUAUGAAGUGGUCCGGAAGGCAUCGGACAUUGUUUCGGACCUGCGCAGGGAAGCAGCGGACGGGUCGGGGCGUGCGCGCGGCAUGAGCGUUGUGAGCAAGGGGAGCUCGAGCGGUGUUGUCGACGGCAGCGUCGAUGCCAGCGUCCGCACGAACAAGCACGACCUUGAGCAGCUGUUCAAGGGGCGGCUGUCGUGGCUGGGCAUUUUGACACGGCUGCGUGUCGACGACGUGAACGGCGACAUUGGCGGUUACAUUGCGCGCAACUUUGUACGGGAUAUCGAACAGCAGCUCGUCUUUGAAGCUGGCCAGCUGUCUCAGCUGCAGUCCCAGUUGGGGAAGCAGAGCGACACGACCGCCCGCCAGUUGACGUCGUCUUCCUCCGACCGGGCGGGGCACCCCUUCUCCUCCCCACUACUCUUAAACCACCUCGCCUCCCUCGCUCUCUCUAUCCCUCCAGUGACACCGACGUCCCUCUUGCCCCCUGUGGCGACGCGUCGCGCGCAGCUCGUCAAUACCGCUGUUCCGCAGUUGCAGGUGACGGCGCAGCGGGCGCUCGGCUCCUCCAUCACCCUUGCGCUUGUAGGAACCGCGGGCGCAUGGACGGCGUUCGCCCCGCCGCUGAGCUACAUCAGCGGCGGCACUGCGGUCGGACUUGGCGCUCUGGCCGUCGUGUCCUCCCUCGCCCUGGGACAGGCAUGGUGGGCCAAGGGCCAGCGACGCUUCUGGAAGAACUGGAACCGCGUGACGGCCAUGCUCAAGGACGACCUCAGCGCCAACUUUGACAGCACGGUCGACAAGCUCGUCCUCGCCCGCCCUCGCGUUACCGCCGAAGGGCUGCAGGAGCUCGUACGGAAGCGGGAGGAGCGGCUGAACGUGCUGGAGAAGCGCAUCUUCGCGCUCGAGGAGCACGUUGAAGCGCUCGAACCCAGCCCCGAAGUCGCGAAGCGGUAG